Molecule: messenger RNA, 399 nt
Organism: Schizophyllum commune H4-8
Lineage: Eukaryota; Fungi; Basidiomycota; Agaricomycetes; Agaricales; Schizophyllaceae
Exons: 2
Coding region: 1-399 (132 amino acids)
Source: RefSeq, a predicted model, not a curated record
AUGCUCAUCAGGAACCUCGUCCAGGGCAUCCUCGUCAACGGCUCCGUGGGGCACGUCAUCGCGUUCAAGACGCCCAUAGACGCGCGGCUCGACCGCCUCGACAUCGCCGGGCUCAGCAUGCUGGCGCUCGACCUGCCGCAGGGCUCCCGAGAUCAGGAGAGGUUCGAAAGUGUAAAGGAGCGCGUAUGGCCUCUGGUGCGGUUUGGGAAUGGGCGGGAAUUGCUCUGUGUACCGCAGGACUUCACGGUGGAGAACGGGGGCGGGGAGGUAGAGGCGAGGAGGGUGCAGGUACCGCUCAUCCAUGCAUGGGCGUUGAGCGUGCACAAGUCGCAGGGUCAGACGCUGGAGCGGGUGGUGGUCGACUUGAACAGGACUUUCGAGCAUGGGCAGGGUACGUAA